Messenger RNA from Microstroma glucosiphilum, 1887 nucleotides. RefSeq lists its product as hypothetical. The record is from RefSeq and is a predicted model, not a curated record. NCBI's taxonomy places the organism in Eukaryota, Fungi, Basidiomycota, Exobasidiomycetes, Microstromatales, Microstromataceae. Bases 1 to 1887 code for a protein of 628 amino acids. The transcript has 5 exons.
AUGAGUCGUCAACACCAUCGGUACUCGACUCUGUACUAUGUCUCGGCAGUACUAUCACUCGUCAAGACUAUCGGUCUCAACUCCAUGACGCCGAUACUAUGGGUCGUCAAAGAUACCAGCUGUCAACAAAGGGAGAAGGAGGAAGAGGAGAGAAAAACAAUUUCAGGAACAGCACACCGUGCUCCCUCUCAGCACCGGCACUUCCAGCAUGAGAUUCAGCAAGCCGAGUCGCUCUUCGAGGAGACCUACGGACACACUCAUGACGUAGAGAACGUCUCGUUGGACAUAACAAAACAGCUACCGGACAUCGAGCUUCUCUCCUCGACAUUUCGGAAGAGGCUACUCGCCCUUGAAGGCCUCGAUGCUGAGCUCACAGAGUCAGGUGCUGCUACCGCCGGACUUCUGGUGCACAUGCCCUCGGGAGGAGUCUUUCGGAGGUCUUCUACGGGUGCCAGAGUGUAUGUCUCCCACGACAGACCCGAGCCUUCUGGAGGCGUCAGCAAAGACCCUCUGCUGGAUACAAUCAGGCUCAUGAAGGACUUCGCGACUGGGGACGAGACCAUCAAAGGACUGACUGUGCCCAGCUGGCUCAGAGUCCAAGGCUUUCCUGCACAAUUAGACGCACAGAUUGACGCAAGCACGGUUGAGCAGUCGCCGGUGCUCACACGCCUGGUAGAGGACCUUCGCCUUCGCCCCGCUGAGACGCACACCGCGAAGUACUGGCUCGACCAACGUGCUUGUAGCCUGGCCGGACAGCUUGCAGCGCGUAGUCGCGCCUCUUCUUCCAGCUCCCUGCCGAAGAAGCUUAUCUAUCUUGGCGUAGGCAUCGAUGACGAUCGAGUCAAGAUGCUCUACGUCGGAAAGACAAUUCGAGGCUAUACUCGAAUCGCUGAGCAUGCGCAAGGAUAUCACGCCGACAUCAGCGCAGCCCGUGAGGGCAUUCAGUUCAUCAGGAGCCUCCUAUCCGACAGGACCCAGACUCUCGCACUAUCCGGCAAGCUGGAGUACCGUUGGCGGCUAGGAAAAGACGCUCGCGUCAAGUGCCUAGAAUACGAGCUCAAGACUGAGGACAAGACGCAGCUCCAGGGUAUGAUGCUGGAGGGGGAGGACGAAAUCUUGGUCCGCGUUCGAGUACGACUCGGAGCUUCUUUGCCCCAGAGCGAUCUCUUCCUAGGCUGCACUGAGGAGGACAGGUCCCUCUACCAAGGGAUCGUGCUGGAGAUUGGUGCCGCCGGAGCCGACAAGUUUCCUCACAAAGUGCAGAUCUUCCACGUCCCUUCUCUCCAAGCGCUCAGGCUCUGGCGGACCAAGUCUUUGAAGCUGCAAGCUGGUGUUGCGCCCCUCAACCAGUUCAUCUGCCUAGUGCUCGACGAGGACAGUCGCCUCUUCAGCUGGCUGGCAGAUCCUCGAGACAGGGUAGCUGUGGCGGAGAUUUUCACUACCCUCGGCUUUGGCCUUCGUGCGUGGACAGAUCACAACUAUCCACAAACGUUCGCCAGGCUGGUCACCGGCGGUACGGAGUUGUACGACUUCAGCCACGGCACUGCCUCGAGGCUCCCUCACCUGGCCCAAGAGGAAGCAUUCGAGCUGCGACUGCUAGCCUUCGACAACAGCUGGAUGAGGUGCCCGCGCCGCAUCACUCCCAUGGCCUAUCAGACGCCCGAGGCGCAGCUAAGGAACGGUGCUUCUUUCACUGCCUUCCUCAACGCUGGUUCCGAGAUGCUUGGGCUCCCUCUCCGCAACUUCAACUACCUCCCUCCUGGCUUCGAAGCCUCCGGCGACUUCAGCUACAAGGUCUCUGGCAAGACCGAGCACGGCACCUGGCGGUACAACCGGUGCGGCGGUCUGUAUCUGAUUGGUGGGGUGGCCUACCUCGACUCCUGCUAG